Molecule: messenger RNA, 3111 nt
Organism: Pyrus x bretschneideri (Chinese white pear)
Lineage: Eukaryota; Viridiplantae; Streptophyta; Magnoliopsida; Rosales; Rosaceae
Product: pyrophosphate-energized membrane proton pump 2
Exons: 15
Coding region: 439-2841 (800 amino acids)
Biological process (GO): proton transmembrane transport
Cellular component (GO): membrane
Molecular function (GO): diphosphate hydrolysis-driven proton transmembrane transporter activity; inorganic diphosphate phosphatase activity
Source: RefSeq, a predicted model, not a curated record
UGCAGUGACAUUCUUGAUCAAAUCCCCCCACCCAAAAACUCACUUCACUGGUGAAAUUUUGUCUCUCUCCCUCUCUCUCUCCCUCUAAACUCUGUCUCUGUGAAAAGUCUACGAGUUCACCUCCCCCAGGAGCUGUUGAAACCCUAACCUAAUCUCUCUGCAAUCACAUUGAUACAUUUGACUCGUUCACCGCGAAGUGGCUUGGCGUUAAAGGCUGAAAUUUUGAGUUCUUGGGAGGGGAACAGAGUAGUUUUUGGGUUUGAGACGACUAGUGGACUGUUCUUACUUGUAUGAGGUGAAGUGCGUGAAGUACUUUUUCCUGGCUGAAUUAGAUCUUUCAAAAUUCAGCGUCCAGGUUCAGGGGGCGACUUGCCCCAAGGUGGCGAGUACAGUCCUUUUCCUGUAGCCCGGAAGGUGAAUUCCAUCCAUUCUGUGGUCAUGGAUGUUGAUGUGGAGGGUGGUAAUUUGGGGCCUUACCAAGACAGGCCGAGGACAUUCCCUAACAUGCGUGGUAAAUCUUACAACCCAUUGAUUUUCCGGAUUCUGAUGCGGAUAAAUGUCCGUGUUCUUUUUGUUAUUUUACUUCUUGCACUUGGAGUGGUCUUUUACGUUGGAGCAAGUACUUCCCCUAUCAUUGUAUUCGUCGUCUCAAUUUGUAUUAUCAGCUUUUUGGUGUCUAUGCACCUGGCUAAAUGGGUUCUUGCAAAGGAUGAGGGACCUCCGGAGAUGGGACAGAUAUCAGAUGCAAUACGUGAUGGAGCUGAAGGUUUCUUCAGGACCCAGUAUGGAACCAUCUCUAAGAUGGCAAUUUUACUAGCUUCGGUUAUCCUCUGCAUAUAUUUAUUUCGCAGACCAACACCUCAGCAAGAAGCAUCUGGUCUCGGGAGGUUCACUUCAGCUUAUAUUACGGUAGCUGCAUUUCUUUUGGGAGCUUUAUGUUCAGGUGCUGCUGGGUAUGUUGGGAUGUGGGUUUCAGUUCGUGCAAAUGUUCGAGUCUCUAGUGCUGCUAGACGGUCUGCAAGAGAGGCAUUACAGAUAGCUGUUCGUGCUGGUGGUUUUUCUGCUUUGGUGGUUGUUGGUAUGGCUGUACUUGGUAUAGCCAUCCUGUAUGCCAUUUUUUAUGUUUGGUUGGAGGUGGAUUCCCCAGGUUCAAUGAAGGUUACUGACUUGCCUCUUCUGCUUGUUGGAUAUGGAUUUGGAGCUUCUUUUGUUGCCUUAUUUGCUCAGUUGGGAGGUGGAAUAUACACCAAGGCAGCUGAUGUUGGAGCAGAUCUUGUUGGAAAAGUAGAGCAGGGAAUUCCCGAAGAUGACCCUAGGAAUCCUGCUGUGAUUGCUGAUCUGGUUGGAGACAAUGUGGGAGAUUGUGCAGCCCGUGGUGCUGAUCUUUUUGAAAGUAUUGCUGCUGAAAUUAUUAGUGCUAUGAUUCUUGGGGGAACGAUGGCUCAACGUUGUAAAAUCGAAGAUGCAUCUGGUUUCAUCUUGUUUCCUCUGGUUGUUCACUCUUUUGAUCUGGUGAUUUCAUCAGUUGGAAUAUUCUCAAUUAGAGGUACACGUGAUUCCAGUGGAAAGGCUUCUUCCGAGGAUCCAAUGAAAAUUCUACAGAGAGGAUAUUCUGUUACAAUACUCUUGGCUGUUCUGACAUUUGGUGCGUCUACGCGAUGGCUGCUUUAUACUGAGCAAGCACCAUCUGCGUGGUUUAACUUUGCCUUGUGUGGGCUAGUUGGCAUCAUCACAGCAUAUGUCUUCGUCUUUAUCACCCAAUACUAUACCGACUACAAACACGAGCCUGUACGCACAUUAGCUCUUGCAAGCUCCACAGGUCAUGGGACUAAUAUAAUUGCUGGAGUCAGUUUGGGUCUUGAAUCAACUGCUCUUCCAGUUCUUGUCAUUAGUGUAUCUAUUAUCUCAGCUUACUGGCUGGGCCAGACCUCUGGCCUUAUAGACGAACAUGGAAUUCCAACUGGUGGGCUGUUUGGCACAGCUGUAGCAACAAUGGGAAUGCUCAGUACUGCUGCAUAUGUUCUCACUAUGGAUAUGUUUGGUCCAAUAGCUGAUAAUGCUGGUGGAAUUGUAGAGAUGAGUCAGCAGCCUGAAAGUGUUCGGGAGAUCACUGAUGUUCUAGACGCAGUAGGAAACACUACAAAAGCUACCACUAAAGGAUUUGCCAUAGGAUCUGCUGCACUUGCAUCUUUUCUUCUGUUUAGUGCUUAUAUGGACGAGGUUGCUGCAUUUGCACGUGAACCUUUCAAACAGGUUGAUAUUGCCAUUCCAGAAGUUUUUGUUGGCGGAUUGUUGGGCUCUAUGCUGAUAUUUCUAUUUAGCGCAUGGGCCUGUUCAGCAGUUGGGCGAACUGCACAAGAGGUUGUUAAGGAAGUAAGGCGGCAAUUUAUUGAGAGGCCUGGGAUAAUGGAGUACAAGGAGAAGCCAGAUUAUGCUCGUUGUGUUGCUAUUGUAGCAUCUGCAUCUUUAAGGGAGAUGAUAAAACCUGGUGCCUUGGCUAUUAUUUCACCUAUAGCUGUUGGUAUUGUGUUCCGGAUCUUUGGAUACUACAAUGGGCAACCUCUACUUGGUGCUAAAGUUGUGGCUUCCAUGCUGAUGUUUGCAACUGUUUCUGGUAUUCUUAUGGCACUUUUCCUCAACACAGCCGGAGGUGCCUGGGAUAAUGCAAAGAAGUACAUUGAGACAGGGGUUCUCGGUGGCAAGGGAAGUGAUUGCCAUAAGGCUGCAGUUACAGGAGAUACUGUGGGUGACCCAUUCAAAGACACAGCCGGACCUUCACUGCAUGUUCUCAUCAAAAUGCUUGCAACUAUAACGCUGGUUAUGGCUCCGGUCUUUCUCUGAGAGUUGUUUAUAACGAUUCCGGUUGUGCCAGUUUACUGCAGCCCCUUAUCUUGAGUUGCUGAUUACUCAGAAGCAAAAUAUACUGCAAAUAUACAAAGAGGUUUUGUUUAUGUACAUUGAGGGUGCCUGAUUCGUAGUCAUACCAAAUUGUCUUUGUUUUUCUUUUUGACUUGGAUCUCGAAUAAUUAAUGUUAAUUAGCGUAUUAACAGUAAUAUGUAGUUUAUGACGUAUUAUCCUCGACGUAAUUGAUCAAAAUACAGAGUUUAUCA